AUGAACAGUGUAAUGGAUAAAAAUAAAACGGAGAUCCCUGAAUCUGUAGUGAAAUGGUUGUUUCAAGUGAUUCAACCUAUAUACAAACAUGACCCAAGAGCAACAUUUCAUGAUUCGAUGGUCACAUUAACCCAGUUUGGUCAAUUGCGUCCUCGUACAAGAGUAUUCACGGGGUCAGAUGGUCUUUCACGAUUAUUGUUAAUGUUAUAUGGCUCACUCAAUGGAAUACCGAUACUAAUAUGGUUACCAGAGGAUUAUCCUGCUACGGCUCCUUUAGUUUAUAUAGAUAUUGAAAAAAUGGAUGCAUCUCAGAAGUAUGGCUCGUUGAUACAAAAUGAUGGACAAUUAAAUUUAUCCAUGUUCUUUAAUGUAUGGGAUCCACAAACUAGUAAUAUUGCUCAAAUGGUUCAAGCAAUUGACCAAUUGGAACGUACAAGUUUAAUAGAGAGUUCACAAAUACCGAAUACACAAACAGACACUACCACUGUCCCUUCAGCAGAUUCAUCAAUGUCACCACCACCUUUACCUCCAAAACCUGGACAAUCAACAGUGCCUAUAUCCAAACCUCAAAUUCCAAGGCGUAUUCCUGCACCACACACAGAACCAAGAGUCAAUGUACCGCAACAACAACAACAGCAGCAACAACAACAACAACAACAGCAGCAACAACAACAACAACAACAACAGCAGCAACAACAACAGCAACAACAGCAACAACAGCAACAACAACAAGUUGUGGAUCUAAUGGAUUCAUUGACAUUAGAUGGGGAUAAACAACAUGAUCAAUUACUUAUUGCUUUGGAAGAAUUAUUACAAAAAUUACAUACAGACUCAGAAAGAUCUAUGGAUCUUGAAGUGACAGAUUAUUCCAUGAAAUAUCAGGAUGUCAUAUCUAAAUUCAAUGAGAAUUUAGAAUAUCAGACACAAGCUGUACAAUAUGUCAAUGACAAUAUAACAAGACAUAGAGAAUCCCUAAUGAUACAAAUGACAGCAUUACAUGAAUUUCAAGAUACUAGACUAGAUGCACAAGAACCUCCUCGAGACGUUGACGAGAUCGUCACGACUGCAGAUGAUCUCUUGUACAAGUUUGUAUCUCUCGAUUUGGCUCUUACAGAUGCUCUACAACUUUGUAACCAAUUACUCAGUAAAGGGUCACUCACUGUAGAUCAAUUCAUCAGAGAGACAAGAUAUCUCGGUACUUUACAGUUCCAAACUCGCGAUGCUAUCCUAACAAGAUCAGCCACACUUACAUAA
Molecule: messenger RNA, 1254 nt
Organism: Maudiozyma saulgeensis
Lineage: Eukaryota; Fungi; Ascomycota; Saccharomycetes; Saccharomycetales; Saccharomycetaceae
Source: the annotation of a GenBank genome assembly